Lymnaea stagnalis (great pond snail) is the source of this 2229-nucleotide messenger RNA. NCBI's taxonomy places the organism in Eukaryota, Metazoa, Mollusca, Gastropoda, Lymnaeidae. The record is from the annotation of a GenBank genome assembly.
CCUGAAAGGAGAUAAAAUGGCGAACAUGCAUCGACUCACUCGGCUUGGAGCCGCACCACUGGCUGCUAAGUAUCUGGUCACCCCGACUGCACGUUUGAACUGGCAAUCUGUUGCAUGCGGUUUGAACAAAUUCCAUUCAUACUCCAAGAAUCAUGACGUGUUUCAUGGUAAAACUAAUUCCCCUUUACAGUCAUAACAGUGUUAACAAGCAAAUCAUAUUGGAUAUGUACAUCUCUUCAAGCUUUAUGUUAUCAAUGUUGUCUUAUAGUUAGCUUAAACUAACGACAUUCCUCAUUAUUUACACAUCAAAACGAAAUAAUCCACUGUUAGGUUGAAUAAUUCAUUACAAUGAGCAAUAACGUUGCAUGGACCAAUCUGCCAAACACAGAUUGGGGGCGAGUCUACCUCCACAGCAUCUACCCAGCACAACCGAGUCUACCGAUGUUUCAUCUGUCCGUCGGCUUCUGGCUGUGCACCGCGUUCAGUACCUUCUCGCACGACACACUUCAGUGGUGUCUCGCACGGCACACUUCAGUGGUGUCUCGCACGGCACACUUCAGUGGUGUCUCGCACGGCACACUUCAGUGGUGUCUCGCACAGCACACUUCAGUGGUGUCUGACAGUUGCCAAAAGUAUCACUCCUAGACCAAGAUUGGGCAACUUUUUUUUUUUUUUCAAAAUCCAAAUAGCCACAGUUGUUGUGAAUGAAAAAAAUAAAAUUCGUCGCCCAAAUAUAAAUCAUAAAAGACUACUAUUAAUUCAAAUGAGAGUUCACUCGCAACAAUUAUUAAUGAACUCCCAUGCUCGAUAAGGGCCUCGUUGGCAGUGGGGUCCUAGGCGGUCGCCAAGUUUGCCUGUGCGUAAUAAACGACUGUGCUCAGCUAAGAUUUCAUUCUUUUGCCCUUCCAUCCUUCAAAUUUUUUUUUUUUUUUUUGGGACUUAUUUUCUAAUUUACGUUUUUUUUUUCUUUUAGACAUUUUGGUGUAUAAGGGCCUCGUUGGCUGUGGGGUCCUAGGCGGUCGCCAAGUUUGCCUGUGCGUAAUAAACGACUGUGCUCAGUUAAGAUUUCAUUCUUUUGCCCUUCCCUCCUUCAAAUUUUUUUUUUUUUUUUUUGGGACUUAUUUUCACAUUUACGUUUUUUUUUUCUUCUAGACAUUUUGGUGACCUUCCUAAUUGUAUCCUUAUUGUAUUAAUUGGAUGUAGUGUUUCAUAAAUGGUGAGAUGUCGGUCAUCAUGAAGGAUUUGUGAAAUGUAUUUGAUAUAUGUAUUCCUGAGACUGUUUAGAACGAAGGAACGCAUUUCAGGCCACAGGAAAUAUCGGGAUCCGGAGAUACACCUUCGUGUUUUCCCGUAUAUGGGCUAUAAAAAUAAAGAGUAAAAAAACAAUCUUGAUUAUUCACUGCGCCAAGUGCCAAGGUCGGUCACAAAGGUUUUUUUAUCGUUGCACUUGUGCGCGGUGCGUAAGAUAGCUCUGCCCAAUAUAAAAGAGCAUUGUAGUUUGUGAUCAUUUACUUAACCUAUGAACUCCUACAAAUCAAACUCUUACAAAUCAAACUCUUACAAAUUAAACUCUUUCAAAAUAAUAUAUUACAAAGUAAUCUGUAACAAAAUAAUCUCUCACAGAAUAAUCUCUUACUAAAUAAUCUCUAACAUAAUAAUAUCUUACAAAAUAAUAUAUUAACAAAUAAUCUUUUACGAAAUGAUCUAUUAUAAAAUAAUGUCUUACAAACUUAAUUUCAGCAAAGGAUGUGGAAUCACUCCGCCACUUGGAUGCAACUCACGUUACUAGAAGCCGUCCUGUCAUCAACUCCUAUUUGGGCCAGCAAGAUAGGAGAAAGCUUACGUCACAAGAUGUCAUGCAGGUCUCAGAUCUAGUAGUUAGACAAUUUGUAAAAAUUUGGAAUUCAGUACAGUAAUAUUAUAUCAUUGGUAGAAAGACUAACACGGUAAAUAAGUAGUUCAAUGCGUAUUUUUGCCCAUCAUUUUUCUUUAACUAUAUGCAAAGAAGGUGUGAUGACGCUGUUAUUGAUUUUAAUCAUUAAUAAGUAGGGGAAGAGUUUAGCAAGUUGGACGCAUGACAGUUAAUAAAAUUUAUUGAUUUGAGAUUGAUACAUUCCCAUGAGUAAAAUUGAGGUUGUUCUAAAUUUCUUAACCGACUCAACGGAUGUCCGUCCAUGUGUUGUCAAGGUAUCCUCCACUUAUAAAUGGAAACACAAAAACCUCCAGAAG